Messenger RNA from Nicotiana tabacum (common tobacco), 1277 nucleotides. Lineage: Eukaryota; Viridiplantae; Streptophyta; Magnoliopsida; Solanales; Solanaceae. The record is from RefSeq and is a predicted model, not a curated record.
CCUCACGGCAUACUAUCCUUCUUUUAUCUGAAACAGUCUCUAAUUUUCUCAUCCUACAGCUUCCAAAAUGGCAGCAAUGGCUGCAGCAUCAACAAACACCUCAUUAUUUUCAGCAACUCGUUCUGCUUCUAAUAGUAAUGCAACUCCCACUGUUUCAAAUGUAUAUGCUACAAGUUUUAUGGGAGCUCACUUGAGAAGAUGUUAUCCAGCAACGAGGAAACUAGUACGGAUUAAUGGGGGAAUAGUUGCCGCUGCUGUUGCAACUUCCCCUGCAGAGGAAGUCAAAGAAUACUCACUUCCGACAUGGGCUAAAUUUGACCUUGGAAGAGCACCAGUCUAUUGGAAAACAAUGAAUGGUCUUCCUCCUACCGCGGGAGAGAGACUGAAGCUUUUCUAUAAUCCAGCUGCAAACAACAUGGUCCCUAAUGAAGAUUUUGGAAUUGCUUUUAAUGGAGGUUUCAAUCAGCCUAUCAUGUGUGGUGGUGAGCCUAGGGCAAUGCUCAUGAAAACUAGAGGGAAAGCAGAUCCUCCUAUUUAUACAAUUCAGAUAUGUAUUCCCAAGCAUGCCCUUAGUUUGAUCUUCUCAUUCACGAAUGGAACCGAAUGGGAUGGUCCCUAUCGACUACAGUUUCAAGUCCCUAAUGCUUGGCGAAAUAAACCAACCGAGUUCUUCACUGAGGGGCUUGCAGGGGAGUUAAGUCAGGAGGGUGCGUGUGACAAGGCAAUUUUCCCGGACACGAAUAUUGUGAUCACAAGAUGUGCUAUGGUUGGUAACUUGUCUGUGGAAGGAGGUGAUCGUUGCGAACUUGAUAUAGUACCUGGAUGCAUUGACCCAAGCUCUCCCUAUUACAAUCCAUUAGCCAAUGUUGAUGAUGGAUCUUGUCCACCAUAUUCAGAUGCUGAGGAUUAACUUUCACUACAUAUGACCGAUGCUUAUACCUUAGUGUUAUCGAUGAGAGUCUUUCACACUAGGGGAUCGUUUGGUAGGAUACAUUACAUAAAAUAAUGCAUACAUUAGCUUUGUGUAUGAGUUCGCCUUCCACUAUUUCCCUUACCCUUCACCUUUCCCUGGUUCCUCUGCGUGAUAAAGCAAACAUCUAGACUUAGUAAAGAGAAACACUUUGAGUAAAUAUGAAUCUCCAACACUAUACUGCGGAUACUUGAAAUGUCCAGUUAUACAAGUAGAGCAUUUGUACUGGUAUAUUGUGCAGAACCUUACGGAACUUUGAUAAUUACCUGUUAGCAAUUUGGUAUAUAGCCGAAAAAGCUCUGCUAGA